AUGCCGCUCCUGUCGCGGCGGGCCUCGUCCGUGCUGCUCAGCCUGAUGGGCUUGUUCCUAAUCGGAACUGUGCUUGUGCUUGCUGUAGUACGAACACAUUUUCGUGUGGAUGAGCUGUCCUACAUUCGCGAGACAGAACUUGGGACAUGGGACGAAAUUCGACGCAACGCCCGCCCACACAUCCUGGACAGUGCGCCGGACGCGUUAGGGGAGGAAGGCCCGUCGGAUCAGAUACCCAGGAUCAUUCACCAGACGUGGAAGACGGAGGAGCUGCCGGAGCGCUGGAAAGGUGCGCGCGAGCACUGUGCAGCGCUGAUGCCCGACUAUGAGUAUAUGCUGUGGACGGACGCGAGUGCACGGGCCUUUAUUGCGGGUGAAUACGCAUGGUUUCUGGACACUUACGAUUCGUACCGCUACAACAUUGAGCGCGCAGAUGUGAUUCGUUAUUUUGUGCUGCACAAGUACGGCGGCAUUUACAUGGACUUGGAUAUCGGGUGCCGAAGACGGCUCGACUCGCUCCUGCGCUUCGACGCCAUCGUGCCCAAAACCAUCCCGGUCGGUGUGAGCAACGACUUGAUGUUGUUCAAGCCCGGAGAGCCGAUGCUCGAGUUGCUCAUUCAGAACUUGAAGCGCUUCAAUCACAACCUGAUUACGCCGUAUGCGACCAUCAUGUUCUCGACAGGGCCCAUGUAUGUCUCGGCGGUGUACAGGAUGAAUGCGGACGCAAAUCCAUCUGUCGGGCCCUCUACGCCCACAGACCCGACCGUUGGCUUCCGCGGCGUACGCGUCCUGCCCAAAUUUUUGUACGGAAAGAAUGCAAAGCCGGGAGAGACGCCAGAUUCCUUUUUUGACCACAUGUACGGCUCCUCGUGGCACGAGGGCGACGCCGAUUUCCUCAUCUUUUUGCGCAAGCACGGCAGGCUGAUGAUGGCUGGCGCGGGCGUGCUGGUGGUCUUGGGCCUGCGCCGCUACUAUUUCGGCGUGCUGCGCGUCAUUUUUUUCGCCCUGCUUUCUCUUGUGCACAGCCUUGCAACAGUAUUGCAGCGCAUGUACAACGAUGUGCGCAGCAUGCUGGGCAUGGCAAGUGACAGCGCUUGCCUGGAGCAGGAACUCGCGCCACUUGCGCCUGCAACGCGGCCAGGAUCGCCGUGGGAUGCGCCAAAUGUAAAAGUGACGCAGGCGAGCCCUGCAAGCGGCGUCAGCAGCGUAGCAACGUCACAAUUAAUACACCCGCCACACUGCGCAGCUGACUCGGCCAUGGACGAGCAUACCCAACGCACUACACAAAAAGACGAGGCACUGGGAACCUACUCGAAACGCUGCGACGCAUGGUCCACGCACAACCAAAGCACCAAUCUUCCUGCCUACUACGUUGACUGCGGCAGCGAAUACGCUAUGAAUACGCCCCGCAAUGACCACCUUGUACAGAACGAAGCGCCGCCGCGGGAAAAUGACGCUCAGUCCAUGUUGCUGGCCCGCCAUGUUUGGCGUACAAUGCGCCCUUCUGUAUUGUUCGAAAAGAUAUCAAAACCGCGCCGGCGCAAUACAGAGCCUGACGCAUUUGUUGAGCGAUCAGAAACGGUGCUGCGCAAUGUCAGCAUCGAUGGCACGCCGCACGAUUAUCUCUCGCCGUGCGAGCCAUUGUCGCGCACAAUAUCAAAUCAGAGCGACGAUUACCGCGGGGAAUUUGCAACGAUUGUCCGGCAGCAGCAGCAUUCGUUGGCGUCGCCGAAUCUCUGGCCACGCAUGUCGCCAUCGCCUACAUUGCUCCUUCCGCCGGACGAGCCACCAAUCCCGACAUACCGUACCAGAGUGAUGCGAAGACAGCCGGUGGUGGGCUCAUCACGUGCAACAACCCCCUCGGUGCCGGAGCCGUGCACGGCGCAUUAUGCGCACAACGAGUAUUGA
Molecule: messenger RNA, 1908 nt
Organism: Malassezia vespertilionis
Lineage: Eukaryota; Fungi; Basidiomycota; Malasseziomycetes; Malasseziales; Malasseziaceae
Exons: 1
Coding region: 1-1908 (635 amino acids)
Biological process (GO): mannosyl-inositol phosphorylceramide biosynthetic process
Molecular function (GO): mannosyltransferase activity
Source: RefSeq, a predicted model, not a curated record